GAAAAAAGUAUAAUAUGUUUUACAUAUCUGGGAAUAUUACAAAACUCAAUUUAAUACCUCUUAUAUCCUUUCUAUAACAGGGUUUUGUAAGGGGUUAAAAUGUAGCACAAAUUACUUUCUGGCAAGAAAGUACCCUGUGUUCAUCUCAAAGCACUUCCUCUUCCAAGAAAUGUCAAUUAAUCCUGUUAUUAAAACUCUGAUUCAAAGCAAGCAGAGAAGGAGCUUUGAGGAAACAUAUGUUGACUAACUGUCUUCCAGAAACUACCAAUCUAUGCCAAAAACUGCCUUUGAGACCUAAAAAAAGUUAUAGAACCAUAAACUACCUGGAGUUAAUAAUAAAACUGGGACUAGAAUUCAAGCUUUCCAACUGUCACCAAAACAAAUUGUCAUGGAAUUCUUGGGACAAUGUACAUACACUAAAUUUUUCAAAGUUCUGAAUUAUUUCUUUUGCCUCCUCAUUUUACUACAUGACUAUCGAUGACAUCAUUAAGGCUGAGCUUGUGAAAUUAAAUGAAAAGCUUUUUGUUUUAAGUCUGUACCAGAACACAGAAAAACAUCUCCCUGGUCAGUUCCCUUAAAAUUACAAACAGCUAACAGAGCACAUCGAAUCUGUUCCAUAUCUUUGGCAUUUCCUUUUAGAUUGAAGUCAGAAGCAGAAACCUCCAGAAUUUUCCAUCUCAAAAUAAAUGAACACCUUUCAGAACAAUACAAGCUACUGUGUGGACAGAAAAGAGCUCUGGGAUAUGCUGUACAGGGUUCUGCCAACAUCAAUCAUUGUCAUCUGUUGUUUGGGUUUACUAGGGAAUAUAUUUGCCCUGUUCGUCUUCCUCUUGUCCAGAAGACGCCUAACUGUGGCAGAAAUUUACUUGACUAACCUAUCAGCAUCUGACUUGGUAUUUGUCAUGGGCUUGCCCUUUUGGGCAGAAAAUAUUCGGGAGCAGUUCAAUUGGCCAUUUAGCCAUGUUCUUUGCUACGUCAUCAAUGGAGCCACCAAGGCCAACUUGUUCAUAAGCAUCUUUUUGGUGGUGGCCAUCAGCAGGGACCGGUAUAUGGCUCUAGUCCACACCAUGAGCAGCCAGAUGCAACGUAGCCAGCGACAAGCCCAAAUCAUUUGUGCUUUCAUCUGGUUCUUGGGUGGCCUCCUAAGCAUCCCCACUUUUCUAUUUCGAUCAGUAGAAACUGUCCCAAAUCUGAACAUUUCUUCCUGUAUACUUCAGUUUCCCCAUGAAAUAUGGUUAUCUAUCAAGGUUAUUAAGAUGAGCAUGGUAGGCUUCAUCCUCCCCCUUGUUGCCAUCAUCUUCUUUAGCUCUCAUAUGAUCAUCUCCUUGAGAAGUCGGACCAAUACCAACCUAAAGAGAACAGGAAAGAUAAACAAUACUAAAGCCACCAGUCUCAUCCUUACCAUAGUGACUGUUUUUAUAAUAUGCUGGACUCCAUACCAUUGCUUUGCUGUGCUGGAAUACCUCUUCUGGUUGAAAGCUGUCCAGGGCUGCUUCUGGGAAGAAUUCAUUGAUCUGGGCUUGAUAUGUUCCACUUUCUUUGCCUUCCUCAACAGUUGCCUGAAUCCUGUGAUUUACUUCUUUGUGGGAAAGCUUUUCAGGGCCAGAGUUUGGGAAGUUUAUAAGCAAUGCAUUACCAGAUGUUCUACACUGAUGUAUCCUUAGGAUAAGGGGGAAAGAUCUGCUUUUAUUUGGGCCAUUAAAACAUUAGGAGAACUGUUGUUGGAUUCUCAUUUUUGUAUUUUAUCUUCUCUACAUUGCAAAGAGGGUUCCUGCUGGG
Messenger RNA from Monodelphis domestica (gray short-tailed opossum), 1779 nucleotides. It is a transcript of the gene BDKRB1, whose product is annotated as bradykinin receptor B1. Gene Ontology annotation, molecular function: C-C chemokine binding; bradykinin receptor activity; C-C chemokine receptor activity. Gene Ontology annotation, cellular component: membrane; external side of plasma membrane. Gene Ontology annotation, biological process: response to mechanical stimulus; inflammatory response; cell chemotaxis. NCBI's taxonomy places the organism in Eukaryota, Metazoa, Chordata, Mammalia, Didelphimorphia, Didelphidae. The record is from RefSeq and is a predicted model, not a curated record.